UUGAAAGACUGAUGUAAUAAUAUAGAUUGGCAAUGCCAACUAGCGCUGCCCAUCUUCACGUGAUACUGCUUCAUCUAGGCCUUAUUGUUUUUGUUUUCUUCCACUCUUCACUCUUUUUAUAUAUAUGUUUCCUACUUCUCUACAAAACUUGCUACACUGAAAAUAUGGAGUCCACUAAAAUCUCAGCUCUCUUUCUCAUUUGCAUGCUUUUCAUUUCCUCCGCCACUCCCGUUCUUGGUUGUGGUUCAUGUAGCACUGGCAAAGCAACACCAAAGCCCCCUAAAGGCCCCAUUACAAUCCCUUCCAUUUUUAAUCCCCCAAUCAACCUCCCUCCCAUUCUAAAUCCCCCUGUGACAGUCCCUCCGGUGACGGUGGUUCCUCCCAUAAUUACUAAGCCACCAAGUGGGAAACCUUGCCCGUCGGCCACUUGCCCCAUUGACACAUUGAAAUUGGGUGCAUGUGUGGAUCUGCUUGGAGGGUUGGUUCACAUUGGCCUUGGUGACCCAGUUGUGAAUGCAUGUUGUCCAGUCCUUGCAGGGCUUGUUGAGCUGGAAGCUGCUGUUUGCUUGUGCACCACUCUGAAGCUAAAGGUUCUCAACCUUAACAUUUAUGUGCCGCUUGCUCUUCAGCUGCUCAUCAGUUGUGGGAAAACACCCCCUCCUGGUUACACUUGUUCUCUCUAGUUUAAGUCAAAGCUGCUAGGUUCAUGGAUGCAAUGACGAAGCCCACAUGACAGGAUGUCCUCCAUCUUUUUCUUUUAAAUUCCCCUUUCUACCUCAAUUGGAUUGCAUUUGGAGCUAAGCUGGCUAGCUCUUAUUUAUUAGUGUAGACCAGUUGUAUUUUUCAAUGAUUGUCGCAAGUGUGUGUUUUUGUGUACGACAAAUGAAGCAAUCAACAAUUAUUUUCUAUCACUUCAUGAUUUUCUAGGAUUCACAUUCUGCAUGCAAUAAUGUAACUACAGUAGGGUCGUAAUAAUGUUUCUUAUUCCUUCAAUUAUUAUUAUUAUAUAUAACAUCAGUAGUAUAAAAUGCAUGUGAAAA
Molecule: messenger RNA, 1040 nt
Organism: Gossypium arboreum
Lineage: Eukaryota; Viridiplantae; Streptophyta; Magnoliopsida; Malvales; Malvaceae
Product: 36.4 kDa proline-rich protein
Exons: 2
Coding region: 33-683 (216 amino acids)
Source: RefSeq, a predicted model, not a curated record